This is a messenger RNA of Chaetomium globosum CBS 148.51, 315 nucleotides long. RefSeq lists its product as uncharacterized. Gene Ontology annotation, molecular function: metal ion binding; ATP binding; protein folding chaperone. The record is from RefSeq and is a predicted model, not a curated record. The coding region runs from base 1 to 315 and encodes 104 amino acids. The transcript is spliced from 4 exons. Gene Ontology annotation, cellular component: mitochondrial matrix. NCBI's taxonomy places the organism in Eukaryota, Fungi, Ascomycota, Sordariomycetes, Sordariales, Chaetomiaceae.
AUGGCCACCUCGCUCCGCAGCAUUAAGGCGCUCGUCCCGCUCCUCGACCGCGUGCUCGUGCAGCGUGUCAAGGCCGAGGCUAAGACCGCCAGCGGCAUCUUCCUUCCCGAGUCGAGCGUCAAAGAACUCAACGAGGCUAAGGUGCUCGCCGUCGGCCCCGGCGCCCUCGACCGUGACGGCAAGCGCGUCCCCAUGGGCGUCAACGCCGGCGACAAGGUUCUCAUUCCUCAGUACGGCGGCUCGCCCGUCAAGGUUGGCGAGGAGGAGUACCACCUCUUCCGGGACAGCGAGAUUCUGGCCAAGAUCAACGAGUAA